GUUUUUCCAGCUCAGCGCUGUACAUGAACUGGAAGCGGGUCUCUUCACUGUCCACAGCCAUUGCCGCACUCCAAAAAUAAAGGUGUAAAGGUGGCCAACGGACAAGGCAUUGGUGGCUGAAUUCAUUUGUGUCUCCAGACAAAUGAAUAUGUAAAUACGGUGAUGGAGACUCUCUGGCUGUUUCAUCUUUUCCUGCUCCUAAUCAUCCAGCCCCAGCCCAGCAACACUCACAAAAAUCUGACCUGCCUCAAUGAUUAUGUCACUUCCAUCACCUGCAUUUGGGAUAGCACAGAAACAGCACCCAACAUCGACUGCAGUCUACAUGGCACUCUUGGAAGAAGGAACCCAAGUAAGCCACAUUGUAAACUGAAGCCUUUGGGUGGCCAGAAUCCAACAUUGAGACACUGCCGGCUGAAUUUUACCCGGGUUUUUGGUAGAACAGACAAGAUCCCCAUUAAUGUCAUUUGUGAGAACUCCACUCAACCUGUUGUCCAGAUUGCACAGUAUCAACCAUAUCUAAAUAUAAAAAUGAACCCUCCUGGUAUACCCACCAUCAGCAAUGACAACGUCUCAUGGACUCGUGGCAGUCCUUUCUCACAUUACCUUGAGUCCUACCAAUUCCAGCUGCAGUAUACGCAGGCAGACCAGCGCAUAGAGGACGGAAUGCUCAUAGAGCUACAGAACAAGGAGACGUGGUGUGUGCUCAGUGAGGAGCUGCAGAAAGGGGCCCACUAUAAGGCCAGGGUUCGAGUGCGUCCGUCUGUAGGUUAUGACGGGGAGUGGAGCCCUUGGAGUCCCGUUGCCUCGUGGACAUCAGAGGCGGGGAGGUUGCCUGGACAUUCAGGGGGCCGGGAAGAAAGGUGGUUGGAAGUGGUGAUUGGCUGCACUGCACUGGCUCUUAUACUCCUUGCCGUCGUCAUCUUCGUCCCCCGACACACCAGUUGGAUUUAUAAGGUCAGCUGUCAGGCAGUGCCCGACCCUGCCAAGUACUUUGAUACCCUCCACUUGGUUCAUAACGGAAAUUUCCAGAAGUGGCUGGGGCCGAUGUUUCCCCGAGAAUCCUUUGACAUCCUCCAGCAUCCCGAAGACAUCUCCCCUGUGGAAGUCACAAACAAGGACACUGACACUCUCUUCAGGAGAGAGAACAUUGCUGCCCUUGAGCAGCUGGAGAGCAGCGGUCAGUCCUCCAGCUUCUCCAACAUUGGCUACUUCUACUCCAGGUACCCUUACGACAGCGAGCCAUGCUCUGUGUACUUCAGCUACCAGGCAACAGCGGGUGCUACGGAGGAGAAGAAGGACGAGAGAGAGGCUGUCAAGAGUGGUACAAUCGAAAUCUGCUCCUCCUAUGAGUGCCUGCAGAAGCUCGGGGACCGUAAAGAAGAAGAAGAACCCAUACACCCAGAUUCGGGCUUUGGGGUUGGGAGUGACGAUCAGGAAAGUGACGAGGACAGAGAGGAUGAGGACAGGCUGAGCGAGCUGAGCGAUACGACCAGUGGCUCACAUCCUAUGCCCAUCCUCCCUUUCCCCCCUCCUUUGGGAAAAUCCCCCUUCCCUGCCUUCUUUUCCCACAAUGGGCUGGGCUCUCCACACCUCCCUUUUCCUCUGGGUGCAGCUCUUGCUAGCAAUCACACCUCAAGGCAAAUUGAGGAGACUCUUUCCAAAGCAUGCUUUGGGAACAUAGAGCCCUCUAGUGGUGGAUAUAUGCCAGUGAAGGACACAUAAAACAGCUUGCCAGCUGAGAACAUUUAAAAGAUCCCUGAUCAAAAAGCAAACACACGUCUCCACCAGGAACAAACCCUACAUUCAGGAAUGCA
This is a messenger RNA of Megalops cyprinoides (Indo-Pacific tarpon), 1814 nucleotides long. RefSeq names its product interleukin-2 receptor subunit beta-like. The transcript is spliced from 11 exons. The coding region runs from base 163 to 1722 and encodes 519 amino acids. Gene Ontology annotation, cellular component: external side of plasma membrane; membrane. Lineage: Eukaryota; Metazoa; Chordata; Actinopteri; Elopiformes; Megalopidae. The record is from RefSeq and is a predicted model, not a curated record. Gene Ontology annotation, molecular function: protein binding; cytokine receptor activity. Gene Ontology annotation, biological process: immunoglobulin mediated immune response; cytokine-mediated signaling pathway.